AUGGGGACCAUAUUGAAGGUCAAUGGGAAGACAAAAGACAAUAUAAAAGCUCGAUUGGACCUACAAAGGAUGGGUAUACGGAAGGACUUAUGGGCGACGAGAACAGGGGAUAAGUAUAGGGUGCCAAACGCUUCAUAUGUGAUGUCGAACAAGGAGAAGGAUUCAUUUUGUAAACUUUUGAGGGAAAUUAAGGUUCCUGACGGGUACGCAUCAAACAUUUCUCGAUGUGUGAACCUUAAAGAGCGGCGGCUUAUUGGUCUAAAGAGUCACGAUUGCCAUGUUCUAUUGGAACAUUUGUUACCAAUAGCAAUUCGUGGAAAUUUGCCAGAUGAUGUGUGUGAAGCAGUGACUGAGUUAUUUAUGUUUUUAAAAGUUCUGUGUGCUACUGUCCUUAAUAUGGCUGACUUAGACAAACUACAAGACAGUAUUGCAAUCACAUUGUGCAAGUUAGAAAGGAUAUUCCCCCCAUCUUUUUUUGUUGUGAUGAUGCACUUGCCCAUUCAUCUAGUAGAACAAGCAAAGGUUGGUGGUCCGGUGCAGUAUCGUUGGAUGUAUCCAAUUGAGAGGUACUUGCGGAAGUUAAAGCGUUAUGUGCGGAAUAAAGCUCAUCCUGAAGGCUCGAUGGCGAAAGGGCAAAUAAUAGAAGAAUCUCUCGUAUUAAUUGAGCGCCAUAUGAAUAGUGUAGUUACGAAGUUUAAUCAACUUGGUAGAAACGAGGAUAACACUCGAUUUCAGUCAGCAGUUAAUAAGUUGUCUGUUUUCAGACAAUCCGGUGAAUUUCAAGGUAAGAAACGUGUGGCCUCGUUUUCAGAGGAAGAGUUCCAACAAAUGAAAUUGGCUGUUCUCAAGAAUUGUGAUGAAGUGCACCAAUAUGAGGAAGAACACAAAUCUAUGCUUGAAGGAACUAGCCACGCACAUAGAAAUCACACCGAAGAAUUUCCUAGAUGGUUUGAACGUAAAAUUUACCAACUGCACAAAGAGACCAGUCAGGUGAGUGAAGAACUAUUAUCAUUGGCCGGAGGUCCUUGCCGAGAAGCUCUGUCUUUCAACAUUUACACGGUCAAUGGGUACCGCUUUCAGACAAAACGUUGGGAGCAGGGAAGAACGACACAAAACGCUGGAGUAUGUGUAACCAUCGAGAAGGAUUAUUUUGGAGUGCUAACUGAUAUUAUAGAGUUGAGGUAUGUGGGUGGAUUCCGUGUUGUUCUUUUCAAAUGUGAUUGGCGGGAUGUAGAUAGUGAUAGGGGAUGCAGGAAAGAUAAACAUGGAGUUGUUACUGCUGUUAAUAGAACCGUAAGUUGUUGGCAAGAUGAACCUUAUGUGUUACCUUCUCAAGUAUCACAAGUUAUGUAUGUGAAUGAAGGAGAGGAGUCCCAGUGGCAGACAGUGAUAAAACUAAAACCUCGGAACUAUUAUGAUAUGCCGGUGCGUGAUAUUAAUACAGAUUUGAGUCCUAGUGAAGCAGCACAGGAUUUGUACUCGGCUUAUUCUAUGGAAGAUGUACAACUUGAACCGCAGCAGGAUGAUGAUGACAAUUUUGUUUGGGAUAGGUGUGAUGUUCCGGAAGAAACCGUCACUUACGUUGCGCCAGAACAAGGACGAGGGAAAGCUGUCGAUGAAGAUGAUGCUGAUGUUGAAAGUGUUUAUACUACUAGCGAUGAUGAUGAUUUGCUCGAAUUUGAAGAGUCUGACAAUGAGAUGGACUGGGAUUAAUUUUAGUUGUUUGUUUUCUUUCAUACUGCCGUGAAACUGUAAAAGAAGCUUAGCUUCGUAAA
This is a messenger RNA of Papaver somniferum (opium poppy), 1775 nucleotides long. RefSeq lists its product as uncharacterized. The record is from RefSeq and is a predicted model, not a curated record. The transcript has 4 exons. The coding region runs from base 1 to 1713 and encodes 570 amino acids. NCBI's taxonomy places the organism in Eukaryota, Viridiplantae, Streptophyta, Magnoliopsida, Ranunculales, Papaveraceae.